ACCAGCCAGACACCCAAAUGGGCAGCUCUAAUUCCACACAGCCUGGGCGGUGGAACAGGGCUUUACACCUUCCCCACUGGAUGCAGAGGAGCCAGAGAGAUUGGCACGUUCUGCCCCGGCCCUCACAGUCAGAGUGUCAGGACUACACCCUCUCUCCGUGACAUGUCACACCCACCAUAUCGCAUUCAUACUGUCACACAUACAGGCAUGCCCACUGGGACAGAUUUACCCGCACAGUGACACAUUCCCUGUCACAUGUGCCCUCAUCCAGCACGCAUCCUUUGUCCAGGCAUCCAGAAUUCCGAGACUACAAGAACCAGCCUCCUGAACUCACCAUGUGGGGUUUAGUAGACAUGACCAGCAACCUGACUCCACCAGGAAGAACGCCCAGAAGGCUGAGGCAUAAAACAGGAGGGACAGAGGGGCGCACUCAGAGCCACUGUUGCCCAACACUAUUGCUAAGACCUUCAGCGUCAGGGCCCGCCCCGCUCUCCUUGCGCCCUAUCCGGAGGCCGGAGCAAGAGGCGGUGUUCUCUGGCGCUGGACCAGCCGGGCAGGGUUAGGGAGGAGCGGGGCCAAACCUGCCAGUUUAGGGACGGGGCUGGCUGGUGCCUGGGGGCGGGGCGAGCUCCGAAUGGAGGCCCCAGACUGAGGCGGGCGGAGACAUCUGCGCACGCAAGGAGACCCGAGCUUCCCAGCUCAUAACACGGAGCCAUGGCCAGCGAGGGUUCCGAGCGGGAGCACCCAUCCGUGACGCUGUUCCGACGGUACCUGCGUAUCCGUACGGUUCACCCCGACCCUGACUAUGGAGCUGCCGUGGCCUUCCUUGAGGAGAAGGGCCUCCAGAUGGGCCUGAGCUGUCAGAAAGUGGAGGUAGCACCUGGCCAUGUAAUCGUUGUGCUGACCUGGCCAGGCACCAACCCGAAACUCUCCUCCAUCUUACUCAACUCCCACAUGGAUGUGGUGCCUGUCUUCAAGGAAUAUUGGAGUCAUGAUCCUUUUGAGGCCUUCAAGGAUCCCGAGGGCUACAUCUAUGCCAGGGGCACCCAGGACAUGAAAAGUGUCAGCAUCCAGUACCUGGAAGCUGUGAGGAGGCUGAAGGAUGAGGGCCAUCGUUUUCCUAGAACCAUCCACAUGACCUUUGUGCCUGAUGAGGAAAUUGGAGGUUUUAAAGGUAUGCAGCUAUUCGUACAGCGUCCAGAGUUCCAGUCCCUGAGAGUAGGCUUUGCCCUGGAUGAGGGCCUGGCCAACCCUACGGAUGCCUUCACUGUCUUUUAUAGUGAGCGGGCUAUCUGGUGGGUGCGGUUUACCUGCACUGGAAGACCAGGCCAUGGCUCACGUUUUAUUGAGGACACAGCAGCCGAAAAGCUGCACAAGGUUGUGGACUCCGUCCUGGCCUUCCGGGAAAAGGAAAAGCAGAGGCUCCAGUCAAACCCUCGCCUGAAGGAGGGGGCUGUGACCUGUGUGAACCUGACGAAGAUAGAGGGUGGUGUGGCAUUUAAUGUGGUACCUGCCACCAUGAGUGCUGUCUUCGACUUUCGCAUCGCACCAGAUGUGGACCUGGAGGCUUUUGAGAAACAGCUCCAAAGAUGGUGCCAGGCAGCUGGUGAUGGGGUCACCUUCGAGUUUACUCAGAAAUGGAUGGAGCCCCGAAUAACCUCUACUGAUGACGCAGACCCCUGGUGGGCAGCUUUCAGUGGGAUCUGUAAGGACAUGAACCUCACACUGGAGCUGGAGAUCUUUCCUGCUGCCACCGACAGCCGCUAUAUCCGCGCAGCGGGGGUUCCGGCUCUGGGCUUCUCACCCAUGAACCAUACACCAGUGCUGCUGCACGACCAUGAUGAGCGGCUGCAUGAGGCAGUGUUUCUCCGGGGGAUUGACAUAUAUACACGCCUGCUGCCUGCGCUGGCUAGUGUGCCUGCCCUGCCCACUGACCACUGAGCCCCAGAUCCCUGCCCGGUUGUGGUGUACGUUGCUGCACCUGAAGUUGUAAGGGUAGACAUUCAUGGAGGAGUCCUCAUUUCCCUGAUGUGCUGUUAGCAUCCCUUCCACAGAUGCUGUGAACCUGGCUCUGGGCCCUUUGCCUACUGGCCCAUACUGCUCUGUACCCCUUGCCAUGACAUCAUCAAGUACCCCUGAGCCAUCUGCCCACCAACGGGGAGCUUUAGUUCCUGUGCUCAGUGGCCACCAUGCUGAAAUCUGACCUGUGCAGUUGACAACAGUGCUCCCAUCAAAAGACUAUACCAAGAUAAGCACCUUAGGAUACUACUCCAGCUGGGCCCUGACCUUAGUGGGACAGCUUACGAGUGCUUUUUUUAAUUGUCAUUUGUGUUUUGCCAAAACCUAUAGGCUCUGGUGUGGGGAUUAGGGGCCUGGGUAGACCAGGUAUUUCUCUUAGGGUUCCCAGCAGACAGAUCAAUGGUCAUGGAUCAGUAUGUAUGGAAGGGCCCAGGAAUUGGGCUUUAGUCUUUGUGCUUGUAGGAAUCCAGUUGGAUGACUACAGCUAAACGUCUUGGUUGUAACUAUCCUUCACUUGCCAGAUGACCCUGCUACAUUCCAAUCUCUACAGGAUGAAAAAAAAGUCAUUAAGAUAUUCACCUAACUAAAAAAAAAAACUUCUGGGGGCUGGGGAUUUAGCUCAGCAGCAUAAGCGCCUGCCUUGUAAACAUGCAGUCAUGAGUUCAAUCCCUGGUACCAAUAAAAAUGAAAAAGACAAAAAAAAAAAAAAAAAAAAAAAAAGAUAUUCACCUAACUGACCUUUGGUACAUUAAUAGUUGGGGGUUCCUGCUGGAGAUGGAACCCAGGGCCUUGCAAAUGCUAGGCAAGCAUUCUAUCAGAGCUCCAUCCCAGCCCAUAUUAGUACCUCUGGAGAAAGCAGACUGGCUUCAGGCAAUUUUGUCCUGCUCAGCACAGAAGCACCUUCUGCACUGGCAGUUGUGGAUUCUAGUGUCUCCCGUUGCCUGAGACAUGCCUCAGUCUGCAGGUCCCCAAUAAACUGUGCAAUCGUA
Cavia porcellus (domestic guinea pig) is the source of this 3008-nucleotide messenger RNA. It is a transcript of the gene Acy1, whose product is annotated as aminoacylase 1. The record is from RefSeq and is a predicted model, not a curated record. The coding region runs from base 715 to 1941 and encodes 408 amino acids. Gene Ontology annotation, molecular function: aminoacylase activity. Gene Ontology annotation, biological process: amino acid metabolic process. The transcript has 15 exons. NCBI's taxonomy places the organism in Eukaryota, Metazoa, Chordata, Mammalia, Rodentia, Caviidae. Gene Ontology annotation, cellular component: cytoplasm.